This is a messenger RNA of Carica papaya (papaya), 1937 nucleotides long. RefSeq lists its product as uncharacterized. The record is from RefSeq and is a predicted model, not a curated record. Lineage: Eukaryota; Viridiplantae; Streptophyta; Magnoliopsida; Brassicales; Caricaceae.
ACCUCGCCCGACCUGCACUGUGGAGAGGAGUGAAAAUGAGGGGUUCAAUGGAUGGUCAUGAUAGCAGUAGCGGAGAGGAAGACGAAGACCCCCAGUGGAAAUCUGCCAUCCAAUCAAUUGCUGCCACCACCACUUUUGGCUCCACCUGCAAUGGUUCCUUAAGCACGUCGACAUCCACUGCAACGACAACCGCGAGGACUUGUAGAGAAGAUGAUGAAGACUACUGGUUUAAGCCAAAGAAGCUCAAGCAUUACCAAAUAAAGGGACAGAAGCUUUUGGAUGAAAUCCUAGAGAAGACAUUAGUGUUUGUAAAGCAGGAUAUUCCUUUGAUAGAGGAUGAGCCUGAAAAAGAAGAAGGUGGAAUUCGAUUGUUCAAAUAUUCUUCCCCCGGUAUAGUAUUUGAUCGCGUAGAUGAAGUUCAAGGACCCAGAAAAAGACCAAAAAUCCUUCCUGGGAGCAGAAUUGAUGAGAAAUCAAAGGAGUUUAGAAAAAAGCUCAAAUCAGUUGCUUUAGAUGGGGUUGAUAUACUGGCUGCUGCCAAAGAUGCGUGUCAAAAAUCAUUGGCUAGACAGGAAGCUAAAGAGGGAGCAGCAAAAGCAAAAGCCAAGAAAGAGGAAGAAAGAGUUGCAGAACUGAGAAGAAUUAGGGGGGAGAGAUGGCUCCCUUCUAUUGCCAGAGAAAUGCAGAAACUGCAGGAAUGGAGGGAAGGUGAAACCAGAAAGAACGCAGAAAUAACCCCUCUUUUCCCUUUGUCUGCAACCUGCCGAAAGACCGUUAAAUCAUUUAUUAACCAAUUCUCUGUCAGACACACGUAUAAUGAUGCAUACACACACUGUAUGGUCAUUACUAUUUUCAUGAAAAAACCAAAAGAGAGAGGUCUCCAUCAACGCCAUUAAUCCCCUCCACUGUUCGUUUGAUCAGCUUCCAACUACAGCGCCACCUUCUUCUCCCUUUAGAACUCACCCUAUUCUUUAUGAUUCUCCGGUUUCCCAUUCUCUGAAAUUUGAUUCAUGGCGCUAGUCCUAGCAAUGGUUGUCGAAGGUCUGGUCUCCUUCGCUAGCACUCUCUGGAGUCUGCAAGAACGCCGAUUCUCCACUACUUUCGAAACCGUCAGCUCCGUCGCGGUCUCCGUCACUACGGCUCUGGUGCUCUGUUUCUUAUCCGUUCAAAACCAUCGAAGAUCUGAAAUAGCUCUCGCCUUCAUUUAAAUUCAAUUUCGCAAUUGCCGUAGGUUUUUUUUUUUUUUGUUUGUGUUUUUACUUUCGGUACUUCAUUCGAUUGUCCUGUUUCGCCAUCACUUGGUCUCUGUAAAUCUCCGUCCGCAUCGAAUAUAGUUCAGUUCUGAGUUUCUAUGAAAUGAAAAACCAGCACCGUGCAUUUGCGCUUACACAUGUUGGAUGUCACAAUUUCUCUUCGAAUUAUGGAUAAGAAUUCUUUAACAAAAACAGAAGAUAGAUGACUCAGGAUAUUGAAACCCUACGGAAAUCGACGGUGGUGGUUGUGAAGAAGACAGAGCGGAGGAGACCAUUGUGCCUGCGCUUCUGAAUGAAGGUGAGAGCUCGAUCGAGGUUCUCGGAGAUAUUCGAGGCGAUUUAGCAGCAUCGGCGCUCGUAAGGGGCUGAUAUGUUUUCUUUUUGUUACGACGGCACUGGAGAUGGUGACAAAGUCGGUGGUAGGAAGGGUUGCGUGGUGAGGUUAGCUAGCUUGCCCGUCUGGUCAGAUUUAGUCAAUGAGGCUCCAUUACCAAGCCCUCAAAAGUACGAAAUUUGAAUGUUUUAUUUUCUGGGAUGACAAAGUUUCUUGAUCCACUUAUGGAAGUUGGUUGCUUUCUUGUGUUUUUCAAUGAUUAUUUUAACGCUUUCCUCUUGCUUUUGAACCUCCGAUAAUAUAUAGUUUCUUGUAUGAACUGAUUUAAUGGAUUGAUCUGAUUAUUAGAA